AUGCGUCCCUUCUUUGGUCUUCUCGCUGCGGCCGCCGGUCUGGCCUCGGCUGCCGAGCUCCAGCACAUCACCGACUUUGGUCCCAACCCUACCAACGUCUCCUUCUACCUCUACGUCCCCGACGCCGUCCGCCCCAACGCGCCGCUGCUCGUCUACCCGCACUGGUGCUGGGGUUCGGCCCAGAACGCCUUUGACUGGAAGCCCUACCGACCGCUCGCCGACGAGCUUGGCUUCAUCGUCAUCUACCCCUCGUCGCCCAACGACGCAGACCACUGCUGGGAUGUGUCCUCGCCACAGACGCUCUCGCACGACGCCGGCGGCGACUCGCUCGGCAUCGUGAGCAUGGUGCGGUGGACGCUCGCCCACCACGACGUCGACGCCGACCGCGUCUUUGUCACGGGCAUCAGCUCGGGCGGCAUGAUGACCAACGUCCUCAUCGGCGCGUACCCGGACGUCUUCGCCGCGGGCUCCGCCUUUGCCGGCGUGCCGUUUGGGUGCUACGCCGCCGACGGCUUCGCCGUCUGGUCCGACGACUGCGCCAAGGGCAAGAUCCAGCACACGGGCGACGAGUGGGCGGCGCUCGUCCACGCCGCGUACCCGGCGUACGACGGCGUGCGGCCCAAGAUGCAGGUGCUGCACGGCGCGGCCGACGACAUCAUCAACGCCACCAACUACCACGAGGCCGUCAAGCUCUGGACGACGGUGCUGCGGACGGGCAGCGAGCCGCGCGAGGUCGACGAGGACACGCCGCAGGCGGGGUGGACGAAGAGCGUCUACGGUCGGAGGGGGUUCUUCGAGGCCUUGCUCGCCGACGGGGUUGAUCACAAUAUUCCCGAUCAGGCGCAGGAGGUUGUCAGGUUCUUUGAGCUCGACUGUGUUGGCGACGACUGCUUUUCGCGAAAGGACCUCGUCGUGCCGGGCAACUGUGUGAAGAAGCAGAAUAAGCUGUAG
Messenger RNA from Verticillium nonalfalfae, 951 nucleotides. RefSeq lists its product as uncharacterized. Gene Ontology annotation, molecular function: hydrolase activity. Bases 1 to 951 code for a protein of 316 amino acids. The record is from RefSeq and is a predicted model, not a curated record. Gene Ontology annotation, cellular component: extracellular region. The transcript has a single exon. Lineage: Eukaryota; Fungi; Ascomycota; Sordariomycetes; Glomerellales; Plectosphaerellaceae.